Messenger RNA from Peromyscus leucopus (white-footed mouse), 903 nucleotides. RefSeq names its product guanylate kinase-like. The transcript has a single exon. Gene Ontology annotation, biological process: purine nucleotide metabolic process. Gene Ontology annotation, cellular component: cytosol. Lineage: Eukaryota; Metazoa; Chordata; Mammalia; Rodentia; Cricetidae. Gene Ontology annotation, molecular function: GMP kinase activity. The coding region runs from base 19 to 615 and encodes 198 amino acids. The record is from RefSeq and is a predicted model, not a curated record.
CGCGCCCCUGCGGACAGCAUGGCAGGACCGAGGCCAGUGGUGCUGAGUGGGCCGUCAGGGGCAGGGAAGAGCACCCUGCUCAAGAAGUUGCUCCAGGAACAUGACAGCAUCUUUGGCUUCAGUGUGUCCCAUACUACAAGGACCCCACGACCUGGCGAGGAAAAUGGCAAAGAUUACUACUUUGUGACCAGGGAGAUGAUGCAGCGUGAUAUUGCAGCAGGGGACUUCAUCGAGCAUGCUGAGUUCUCGGGGAACCUGUACGGGACAAGCAAGGCGGCUGUUCGGGCUGUGCAGGCCAUGAACCGCAUCUGCGUGCUAGACGUCGACCUACAGGGCGUCUGCAGCAUCAAGAAGACUGAUCUGCAUCCCAUCUACAUCUCUGUGCAGCCCCCCUCGAUGGAUGUGCUGGAGCAGCGACUGCGGCUGCGCAACACUGAGACCGAGGAGAGUUUGGCCAAGCGGCUGGCAGCUGCCCCGGCUGACAUGGAGAGCAGCAAGGAGCCUGGCUUGUUUGACCUGGUGAUCAUCAAUGACAACUUGGAUGCAGCCUAUGCAACAUUAAAGCAGGCGCUCUCCGAGGAAAUCAAGAAAGCUCAAGGAACUGGCCAUGCCUGAGGGCCUGCUUCAUUCCAGAGUGCUGCCUGUGCUCCACAUAUACUUGGGUUAUGAGGUGGGGUGGUCUUUGCCAGGGCACCAAGGACUUGUAAUAGGCUUCCGCUGUGGAGUAGGAGGAGCUGCCCCUUGUCUGGCCACAUGGUGGCUCUUCACCCUGUACUGACUUGCCGAGGCUAAAGGACUACGAUAUGUACCCACACCUGUCCUCCCUGGGCUGUCCCUGUCCAUAUCCCUGUCCCUCCUGCUGGAGCAGGACUGACAUUCUAAUAAAGUAACUAUUGGGUUAGA